This is a messenger RNA of Physella acuta, 2636 nucleotides long. RefSeq lists its product as uncharacterized. Gene Ontology annotation, molecular function: alpha-1,2-mannosyltransferase activity. Lineage: Eukaryota; Metazoa; Mollusca; Gastropoda; Physidae. Gene Ontology annotation, cellular component: endoplasmic reticulum membrane. Gene Ontology annotation, biological process: GPI anchor biosynthetic process. The record is from RefSeq and is a predicted model, not a curated record.
UCGAGCAUGACAGAGAUAGGGUAGGAUAACAACGGACGCUUGUUUUUUUCUAGUCAUAGGCUCCAAUACAUUGUGUGUUGGCAGCGAUAGGAGCAGGCUAUGAGAGGUACUGGAAUUCCCGAGUGCCUUUAGCAGCAGACGGCAAAAGAAUGGGACUGACGAAGAAGAGCGAUAAACGUAAAGCGAGGCAGUCGGAAAUGAAAUCAAGCGAGCCGAAAGAUAUGAGGGCGAAAAGGUUAUUAGAAAAUGGCGGAGAGGGUGACCAUGCGAAGGAUAUUCUGCCCCAUUUUGUUCCGUAUUUGGUUGUGUGUGUGACGCUGGUGUUUCGUGUGUAUUACGUCACGUUGCCUAGCAGCAUGUGGAUUCUUCAUCCCGAUGAAAUAUAUCAGUCAAUGGAAGUGGCCCACACAUAGUUGUACGGGUACGGACUGAGACCUUACGAGUUCAUGCAGCCAGUGAGGGGAGACAACCUCUCCCACUACCAGAAGAUAGAACACAAGCUUGGCAUGAGGGCCCUGAGGUCGCCCUUGUUUCCCCAGUUUUUCAUGCUGCUCUCUUCUGUCGUGUCCGUUACAGGGUACUCGCCCAACCCAUAUAUGCUUUGGAGAACCGGGCAUGUGUUCGUGACGUCAUGCCUACCCCUGGCCGCAUCCAGGUACUUCCUGUCACUGACCGGAUCACGUGACGUGUCCAGCCUGGCAGCCAUCUUGGUGGCCACGUCUGCUUCCCUCACCGUCUUCGGCACGCACACGCUGAUCAACAGCUUUGUCUCGACCUUCACCUUUCUCGCCCUGGCCUCAGUUGUCUACGAGCUGAGGAAUGUCACCCCGUCACCCCUCAACAGAACUGGAAGUUCAUCUGACGAUCAGCGGAGCGUACAAGAAGCGACACCUUCAGGAUCGAUGAAAUCAAAAUUAAACGGUUUACAAGGUUUCGGUAACUCUAAAAACGGUUCUUACGUAACAGAAGAAAGCGAAUGUGAACAAGAGACCAAUGUUUUCAGAAAUGGUAAAAAAGAAGCGUCUUUACAGUCCACGAAUACUCAAGUAACAUUCCCGGAGUCAACACAGAAAACAAACUUUUCCAGAAUUUCAGAAACCGCCCAGGAAGAUCGGAGAUUAGUUCAAUUUAUAACAGGUCUGACGUUAGCUUUGUCUGUCUAUGUUCGCCCAGACUCUGCUCUCAUGAUCUCCAUACUUACACUGCUCAGCAUGAAACCACAUCACUUCCGGCUUAUCUGGAAGCAACAGUUCUUCUUCCUCUACCUGAUUGGUGCCUGCGUCGGACUCGUGUUGGCCGUCGGCGAUGACGUAUACUUUUACGGCAGUUUCGCCCUGUCCCCCGUCAACUGGGUGAAGUUUAACGUGUUCUCUGGCAUGGCCCCCAAACUGUUUGGAACUUCUGGUAUGUUCUUCUACAUAGAGGAAGUUUUUCUCCACAAUGUCGGGAUGAUGUGUUUAAGUUUGGUAUUUGUUGUCUACUUUAUUUGCUUGCUAUGCGUGCACUGUUACUUUAUCUUGAGCAAGAUGAACUUCACAGGGCGGGGUUUAUCAAAUAAUGAUAUUAAUUGUCAAAGUAAGGGGCGGUUACUGGAGGUAGAACAAAGUAAGGGGCUGUUACUGGAGGUAAAAGACUCCAGCAUGAUCGCCCCUUGUUUGUGUGUCGUCAUGUUGGUGGCUGUCUUCUCCCUGUCCGGACACAAAGAGACACGUUUCCUCCACGACGCCCUCGUCCUCUUCUACGGCGCCCUGGCGUCUGCGGCUGUAACUCUACUCCACCUACUCAAGUCCAGACUGUGGCAGGUCGCCCUCUUGACCUCCUCCCUCCUUCUCCUCCUGGCACACGAGAGACACGCCAUACAGGCCGCGAAAGACUGGCAGUAUUCGUACAGCGAACACAGUAUCGAUACCAACAUUUGUCUCCGGUAUUUAUCCGCACAACAUGACGUCACGGGUCUCUUCCUGGACCGGAACCUGCACGAAACCGGAAGUUACUCCCUGCUCCAUCAGAACAUUCCAGUGUUGUUCCUCUUGGGCUCGGAGUUUCUAGAGUUCGAUAACGAUUCGCUAGUAAAUCAUGAUCAGCCGACUACCCCAAAAGUUAAGCUAAACAAGGGGUACUACUCUGUGACCAAAGUAUCGGAUCUGAUCUACAAACGUAAUCGAGACUUUUUACUCAAGCGGAUUGUCGAGUCCCGGUACUAUAACUACGCCAUUGUCGAGUCCGGCAGCCGGUUCCACGUUCCGGUUUUUAAAGAGGUCUUCCGGUCUAAUGACGUCAUGGUGUUGAAACGAGACUACGAUCCUGAAACCGAGGCCAAGAUGGCGGCGGCCGUGGGGAAGGUUCCGUACGGCGGGACGAACACAACCAUGGCGGAAUACGAAGGCGAGGUGCUGAAGCAGCUGGGAAACUUCUACAAGGCGGCGCGCAGGUUCGAGUCCAUCCUAGCCCGGGGUACACCGGAAGUGAAUGUUUUGGCGUCGUUGGCGUUUUGCUACCACCGGAUGGGGGAUGGGAGGGGAAUGAGCGACGUCUUGAGGAGGUGCUAUGGGAAGUUUGAUAGAGAUAGAUGUAACGCUGGGGAUAGGGGGAGGGUGCUCCAGUUGGGGGGUGGCCCAGAUUCCAUGGUCGGGUAG